Messenger RNA from Theobroma cacao (cacao), 1427 nucleotides. RefSeq names its product Protein phosphatase 2C family protein. The record is from RefSeq and is a predicted model, not a curated record. NCBI's taxonomy places the organism in Eukaryota, Viridiplantae, Streptophyta, Magnoliopsida, Malvales, Malvaceae. Gene Ontology annotation, biological process: protein dephosphorylation. Gene Ontology annotation, molecular function: cation binding; protein serine/threonine phosphatase activity.
CAUCCCCCACCUCUCUCUCUUGCUUUCCUCCCAAUACGCGGCACCCUGAGUUUGAAGCUGAAACAGAAAUCAUAAUAAUAAUAAUAAUAAUAAUAAUAAUAAUAAAAGAUCGUUUUUGAAAAGGUUGUAAGGAAAUUUUGUUACGUGUCUUUUUAUCCUAAUAGCAACCUGACGGACCCAUUCGCCGCCUCUACCUCCUCCUUUUCUCCGCCAGGUGGGGAUGCCGAGGCUGAGGCUCUUCCUCUUUCUCCACCAGCUGACGCACCGCAACUCCUACCUUCUACCUUUGAACCACCACCACAGCAACCGCCUCAGUCAGACCUUAUGAUAUCCUCUAGGAACCCCGACGCCCUCUUUAGCGGUGGCGGCAUCAGCUUUCUCACUGGAAGUCAAAGUGCUAAAUUCAGCUAUGGAUAUUCCAGUUUCAAGGGCAAAAGGGCUUCAAUGGAGGAUUUCUACGAAACAAGGAUAUCUGAAGUUGAUGGUCAGAUGGUUGCCUUUUUUGGUGUUUUUGAUGGUCAUGGAGGUUCAAGAACUGCCGAGUAUCUUAAAAACAACCUUUUCAAGAAUUUGAGCACACAUCCUGAUUUUAUGAAGGACACAAAGACAGCUAUAUUUGAAGCAUUUAAACAAACUGAUGAGGAUUACCUCAAUGAAGAGAAAGACCAGCAAAAAGAUGCUGGUUCAACCGCGUCAACUGCUGUAUUAUUGGGUGACCGGCUGCUUGUUGCAAAUGUUGGCGAUUCUAGAGUGGUUGCCUGUAUGGCUGGAUCAGCUGUCCCUCUGUCUACUGAUCACAAGCCUGAUAGAUCUGAUGAACGCCAAAGGAUUGAAGAGGCUGGAGGUUUCAUCAUUUGGGCAGGGACCUGGCGUGUUGGUGGCGUUCUUGCUGUUUCUCGUGCAUUUGGCGAUAAACUGCUUAAACCUUAUGUAGUUGCUGAGCCUGAAAUUCAGGAAGAAGAAAUUGGUGGUGUAGAUUUCAUAAUCAUUGCAAGUGAUGGGCUUUGGAAUGUCAUAUCUAAUAAGGAUGCUGUGGCCUUAGUGCAGGACGUAACAGAUGCAGAAGCUGCAGCUAGAAAACUUAUAAAAGAAGCUUAUGCACGAGGGAGCUCGGACAACAUUACCUGUGUUGUUGUCCGGUUUGACAGCUCGUGAACUUAUUGAGGCGUUGAAGACUAUUGCAUGCAACAGAAGCAAGAAAAUAGGAGUUUCUAUGGAUGCAAAAUUGAGCUCCCUUCGGACAUUGUGGUAGUUGACUAGUGCAAGAGAUUCCGAAUCAUUGGUUAUUGAGUGUUGUAUGUGUUUGACACUUGGUUUGUUAUAAUUACCUAGCAAUCAGCUCAUGUAAAAUUACUGAUGUAGCUUUGAGACAUUUGGAGGCUUCGAUACAAGCCCUAGAUAAUCAAAUUGUUUUCUCCAUAUUUCAA